This is a messenger RNA of Paramecium tetraurelia, 2043 nucleotides long. RefSeq lists its product as uncharacterized. The record is from RefSeq and is a predicted model, not a curated record. The transcript has 4 exons. Gene Ontology annotation, cellular component: endoplasmic reticulum lumen. Gene Ontology annotation, biological process: retrograde protein transport, ER to cytosol; endoplasmic reticulum unfolded protein response. NCBI's taxonomy places the organism in Eukaryota, Ciliophora, Oligohymenophorea, Peniculida, Parameciidae.
AUGUUAAUUAUACUAAUAUAUACAAUAGCUCAUUGCUUUUAAGCUGACAACACAUAUGUCACUCAUGUAUUUGACAAAGCCAUCGAAAACAAUUACACAAGGUACCCUGAACUCUUUGCAGUUCAAAAUAUUUAUGAUUCAGUCUCUAAAUAAAUAACUCUAAAAAACGGCAGAAAAGUCCUCUGUUAAAUCCCCAUACCCCAGAUAACUUAGCCAUUUCAGCUCGACAAAUUGACAAUCGUAAGAAACCUCACCGAUGAGGAAGUCAACCAUAUACUUUUUCCAUUAGAAGAUUAAUGUGUGCAACAUUAUACCAAAGAAUUCGUCUAUGAGUAUUGCUUCAAAAAAUACAUCCGUCAAUUUGACGAUCUGAAUACCAUGCUCAACAUGAGAAAACAAUAUAAAGAGGACUUCAGUCUUGGUAUUUCCAAAUCCUACCUUAGAGCUACUGAUGAAACUAAUGGUAUUCAUUAACCUGAUCAUGCCCUUUACACACUUGAUACUCAUUACCAUCAAAUUAUCAAUUAAGUUGAUUAAUUGAUCAUCAUUUCUGAAUGCAUUGCUAAAUUGAGAAAUUACACCAAAAUUUUGUUAAAAAACUAUGGAUACAACCUAACUGUUAACACAAUCACAGCAACUUAUCAUUUUGAAAUUGCUCUUGUUAUUCACAGUCAAUUAUUGUUGCUAAAACAGUGUGCAGAUCAAACCAUAAUUUCUGAUUCCUUUGAAUUUUAACCAUUCGAUGAAAUUCAAGAGAGGAUCCUACCCAAUCAAUAUUACUAAUAUAAAAACAUCAUAUUUGGCAUGAAUCUCAGAGCCUAAGAAAUGUUCCAUCCCCAACAAAGUCUAGGUGUUGUCUUUACUGAGCAUGUCCAUAUAGUUCAAGUUGAAAAAAUUAUAGAUUUCUGUGCCAUUCUUGUGUCUGGCAAUUCCUUUAGAAAAAAACCAAAACCCAUCUUCCAAAUUAAGAACUUGAUUUUGAUGGAUACCAAUGCUGUCUAUGUGGAAAUGAAGAGACCUGUUUAGAUUAUUGAGAACAUACUAUUUUUCGAAUGGGUAGAUUAAAUGGAUAUCAAUGAUUAUGUAACUAUUUUUGAGAACUCAACUUCAGUUUUCAGUUAUGUCGAAACCUUUAAAAUAGUAGGGUAUCAAAAUGGCAUGGCUACUUUGGAUAAGUAACUAACAAAAGGUCUCAAGUAUUCGGGCAAAGCCUUCAUUAAAAGGAAUGGCCAAUUCAACUAUGCUGAAAACAUCACUCUCUUUUAAUAGAACAACUCUGAGAGUACAGACGAAGAAUACUUGGAUUUCUAUAAAAUUGAACAUGAUCAAAUCCAACUCUACUUGUUUAAUAACUCUUAAUAAGGGAUAAAGAUCAAAUAGGAAUAUCAAAAUUUCAAUGGGAUCACUUUUCAUGUCAGUCCUUUAAAAUCAGCUCAGGCUCCAUCUUUAUUUAUUGACAUCAUAAGUCAAAUGUAUGAAGAGACACAUAUAUCCUUUCUUACAGUUCCUUAACACACCAUUUUUAUCAAAAGCAAAAGCAGACCUUAUAAAUAAAUGGAACCGAGAUACAUGAACAGUUCUAUCAUGAACGAACAAUAUUGGAUUAUCAUUGAUACUCAUACUGAUAAAUUAUAUAUUGGAAAUGAAUAUGAAAUUGAUCUGGUCAAUAGAAUGGUCGAAUUUCAAUUACUGAGAAUCAGAAACACAACUUCGCCAAUCAUUUUCGAUUUCACCAAAAAAUCAAAUGAAGUUAAGGUACUGGAUAUUAUGCUUUUACCUUUAAAAAACUUUCAGAUUUUUCAAAGCAAUUUCUUGAAUGGCACCUACCAUCCUCUAAAUUACACUGGAUAAGGAUAAGGCCAAUAUUUUGAAAGCUAUGAUCAGGGAAGUUAUUGCAAACCAAUCAACUCGACUCGAAAGAGCAUUGUGUAAUUACGGUGUUACCCAGGAGACUUAAUGAGGUUUCUAUCGAUAUAUGAGGAGGAAAUUUGCCAGCACAUAUCUCCUAUGCGAGAAUAAUUAAGACAUCGUAGAGCCUUCUGA